UUCCUAUCUCACUCUUGUCUCUCUCCCCUCUUUCCUAUCUCACUCUUGUCUUUUUCCCCACCUUCUUUCUUUUUUCCUCUUCUCUCUAUGUCUUUUUCUCUCUUUCUCUUCCCUUUCUCUCCUUUUGUGUUCUCUCUCUCUCUCUCUCUCUCUCUCUCUCUCAAAUGUUGCAUAAGUGCCAGACGAAUGAUUUUCAUGAGAAAUCCCAACUUGGAAAAAAACCUAGCAAAGGGUUAAAAUAAUAAAAAAUAAAUGAGCUCAUUAGUUGUGUUGCAGCUGAGGAGGUGGAGCUGCUUCAGUUAUUGACAGAUCAGUGCUAAUGCAGCAGUGUGCUCUUCUGGAUGCUUCUUUGGAUGCUUUUGUUUAUAGACAUGCACUUGCUUUCGUAUGUAAAAUGUCGACCCGGAUUAAAUGGAUAUUAUUUUCAUAUUUUGCAUAUUUGUUUGCAUUGUGUUAAAACACAUCACCUCAAAUCCCAUAGAUGGCGCUCAGUAGGGGGAAGGGCUCGCUGGACAGUAGCUCAUCAAUCAGUAGUGGUCUGGAGAAAUGUUCCCUCAACGCACACGCCGAGGCUAACGCGGUUAUUGUAGAGAAACUCGAAAAGGAAAAUGCCAAGCUGAAAACGCAGUACGAAGAACUGAGGUGUCAGUAUGUGCAGCUCCUAGAGGAGGCCAAGGAGGAGAAGUUUGACGAGAGGAGAGUCAACCUGCUCAAGGCUCAGGUCAUGCAGCUGGAAAGACAGGUGAUUUUGCUGUCCGAGGGCUUGAGCUCACAAGUCUGCCGCUGUCAGGAUGUGGAGAAAGCCCUUGAUCCUCUAACUCAGAGAUUAAGAUCGCUGCUGUGCUCCGAGGAUCCUGCUGCUGGUGUGGUGAUCACUCGGGCAGAGCUCACGCAGCUUACAGAAAGCUGUGAGGAUGUGAAACAGAAGCUGCACAGAAAUAAUAAGGUGACUUUCCCGGAGGAUCUCGCCAUGCCCUGGAUGCUGAGUGGGUCGAAAUUGAGCAAGCAGCCCACCACCCUGCUGGAUCUCUGUUACGGCAAGACGAAUAACCUAAACCUUCAGGAAGUGAGCGCCCUGGAGUCCAAGCUCAGCCAGCUGUUCAAACACCUGCACGGAAUGAGACAGACCCUCAGCCUCAUCCUGGCUCCUCACCAAGAACCUGACAAUCCCGCAGAACACACAACUCCUACAGCCGUCUACGCUCGGCUACUGAACCAGUCGCACCACUGCUGCACAGUCCUGGACCGCUGUUGCCUCGACCUCCUGACCCUGUCUCUCAUCGUGCCCUCGGCACCCUGGGCCAGCCCAAAGCAGCGGGUAAUUCAGGAGCUGGAGGUGGAGAACAUCCUGGCAACGCUGCCAGCUUUUCCCCGAGGAGCACCCCUCCAGCGGGCAAGACGCGCCGCUCAGGCCCUGAGCCGAGCCGCCAAUUACUCAGUACUGAUGGCCCAACAGCAGGUGAAAGCUCUUGAGGCUGAGUUGGACUUCCAUAGAAGCUUGUACAGCCUGCAGGUCCGGACCAUAGAGGAACUCAUCCAGGGAAUCCGACAAGCUUAUCAAGCCUUCCAGGAGAACAUCUCUCGGAGUCUGUGUGUUCCACUGCAAGAUGUCCUUUCAUGUUAUGAGGAUCUGAGGAGCACAGCGUCAGAGGCUGCACUUCACCGCUUCCUGUCAGCUUUUAAGAGCAACUUGGCGCAGAUACGAGAGGCAGUGGAUGCCUUCGGCCCUUCAAAGAGUGAAGGAGAUGAAGCCCUGGCGCAGUAUGGCCAUGACUUCCUGCACACUGUGGAAAAGCUCCUGAAAGAGUGCACUGAGAACAGAGAGAAAGCAGCAAGUCAGCUGCACUCCCUCCAGCAAGAGCAGCAGCAGGCAGUUCAGACCCUGCACGUCUUGCGAGCCCAGAGGAAGGAAGUGAGCACAGAAAAGGCCCAGCUCCAGUCAGCAUGUUCUGGGAACGCUCAGUGCGAGAGUCCUGCUGCUCAGUCUGGAAGUGCGGAAAAAUCCAGAACUGCACCUAAAGAGCCGUCUACAACGCCAGCCGAGCAGAGAAACCGAGUGAUCCGAAGAGCUCUGUCAGUCCAUGCCUCCAGAAACAGCUCGUCUCAAGAGAGGGGGGUCAACCAGAGGCCGGGCAGAGAGGAGGAUGGGCUGAAGAGGAGGAGUUCUUUCAGAAGCAAGAGCAGGAAGACAGCAGAUAGACCUGAUUGGCAGACCUAGCCAUGUUGAGAGAAAGAAAAACCGUUUACCGUUUAAGCCCAACCUCUCCAUUUUCAUACUACUUGCCUGUCCUGUGAGAUAGUGAACUCUUGAAUAGUGAGCUUUCAGGGCCUCAGUCAAGGCGAGAGGACGACAAGCCUGGGGGUGCGUUACAGGAUGACACAAUAACACUCUGUUUUUAUUCACUUCCUUCAAAUAGCUGUCAAGGCAGGUGUGUUUUUUAAAGUUCAACAUGCCCUGCUCCUAUUAUAAAGCCUAUUUCUGUGUGUUGCCUUUGUUUGGAUAGGUAGAGUUUACUCUGUGUUUAUUUAAACUGACAUUUUUGUAAGGAACUCUAAAGGCAACAUGAAACUAAACCUGCAAACCUGACCAUUUUUACCUUUUUAGUUCAUGUCCUGAUCACACUAUCAGUAUCAGCCACUUAAAUGACAGAAUUCUUGUUUCUUCCAUCAAUAUGCAAUGGCUUAUUAUGUCUAUAAAAUUCUUCUGAUUUUUGACUACAUCAAAAUAAAAACAUCAAUUAAUAAGAUCAUUUCCUGAUUUACCUUCCCCUCCCCCGGCUAUCAGUGGGCCUCAUUUAUGGAUCUUUUAAUAAAUAUUUUCGUAGGCCAAAGUAAUACUGAUUUUCUUCAGUAAUACGGAUUUUCUUCAUAAUCUUGUGUGUACAUUGAUAAAUGCUUAAUUAACAAAAAUAAAUGAACAAGCACAUUCACAGCACAGCUGAUUUCGAUUUAAUGAUGCCCACUAAACACACACUAACUCUAACACUAACAUUCUCAUUUUUAUAGGGUGCUAUUUUUUUAUCCUUAAUUAAAGUCUUAUUUGUUAUA
Pangasianodon hypophthalmus (striped catfish) is the source of this 3048-nucleotide messenger RNA. RefSeq lists its product as uncharacterized. The transcript has 13 exons. NCBI's taxonomy places the organism in Eukaryota, Metazoa, Chordata, Actinopteri, Siluriformes, Pangasiidae. The record is from RefSeq and is a predicted model, not a curated record. The coding region runs from base 482 to 2218 and encodes 578 amino acids.